AUGUACCUCGACCCCACGGUGGAGGUUUCGGCCGUAAAACCCGGGAGCUCAUGUAUGGCCUCGACUAGGCAUUUCUUGCACGAUUUUGUAGAGAGGUCCAAGGUGCAUUGGACCAUGGCGUAUACAGUUGCAUUCUCCCCAGUCGUGAACUUCUGCCCCUUAGCGUAUAGUGUACUCUUCUUUACAGCUUUUGUGGAAAGGUUGCCAAGCAACUCCCGAACCGUCUUAUUGAAUCCGAUGGGGUCGGUCGCGUUGUCCACGUUGUACCACAACGCCGUAUUCUCGUUGUCGAUUUUUCCGAAGAAUUUGUGGUCCGAGAUUGCAACGCUUGUCCACGAAAUCGCUCUGCUGGCAACUGGCAAUCUUGAUCAUGAGAAGAAAAGCCAUGAAAAUUUGGAGGAGGAAUGA
Striga asiatica is the source of this 408-nucleotide messenger RNA. The record is from the annotation of a GenBank genome assembly. NCBI's taxonomy places the organism in Eukaryota, Viridiplantae, Streptophyta, Magnoliopsida, Lamiales, Orobanchaceae.